UCCUACGAGCUGACCCUGCGGGUGCGCGAUGGCGGCGACCCCCCUCGCUCUUCCCAGGCCAUCCUGCGGGUGCUCAUCACCGACGUGAACGAUAACAGCCCCCGCUUCGAGAAAAGUGUGUAUGAGGCCGACCUGGCGGAGAACAGUGCCCCGGGCACCCCGAUCCUGCAGCUGCGCGCCACCGACCUGGACGUGGGGGUCAAUGGGCAGAUCGAGUACGUGUUCGGAGCGGCCACCGAGUCGGUGCGGCGGCUGCUAAGACUCGAUGAGACCUCUGGCUGGCUCAGCGUCCUGCAUCGCAUCGACCGCGAGGAGGUGAACCAGUUGCGCUUCACCGUCAUGGCCCGCGAUCGCGGACAGCCCCCCAAGACCGACAAGGCCACCGUGGUCCUCAACAUCAAGGACGAGAACGACAACGUGCCGUCCAUUGAAAUUCGCAAAAUCGGCCGCAUUCCACUCAAGGAUGGAGUAGCUAACGUGGCCGAAGACGUCCUGGUUGACACUCCUAUUGCCCUGGUGCAAGUGUCCGACCGAGACCAAGGUGAGAACGGCGUGGUCACCUGCACUGUGGUGGGCGAUGUGCCUUUCCAGCUCAAGCCGGCCAGCGACACCGAGGGCGACCAGAACAAGAAAAAGUACUUCCUACACACCUCGGCCCCUUUGGACUUUGAGACCACCCCAGAGUUCAACGUGGUCAUCGUGGCAGUGGACUCUGGCAGCCCCAGCCUCUCUAGCAACAACUCUCUGGUGGUCAAGGUGGGAGACACCAAUGACAACCCGCCGGUCUUCGAGCAUUCCGUGGUGGAGGUGUACUUCUUCGAGAACAAUGUCCCGGGCGACCGGGUGGCCACUGUGCAGGCUACCGACGCAGACAGCGGGAAGAACGCGGAGAUCGCCUACUCCUUGGACUCAUCCAUGAUGGGGAUCUUUGCCAUUGAUCCCAAUUCGGGAGACAUCCUGGUAAAUACGGUCCUGGAUCGGGAGCAGACGGACAGGUAUGAGUUUAAAGUUAACGCCAAAGACAAAGGCAUCCCAGUGCUCCAGGGCAGCACCACAGUGAUUGUGCAGGUGGCUGAUAAGAAUGACAAUGACCCCAAGUUUAUGCAGGACGUCUUCACCUUCUAUGUGAAAGAAAACUUGCAGCCCAACAGCCCCGUGGGGAUGGUGACCGUGAUGGAUGCUGACAAGGGGAAAAACGCGGAGAUGAGGCUCUCCAUAGAGGAGAGCAGUGACAUUUUUUCCAUUGAGAAUGACACGGGCACCAUUUACUCCACCAUGUCCUUUGACCGGGAGCAUCAGACUACCUACACUUUCAGAGUCAAGGCUGUGGAUGGGGGAGACCCUCCCCGCUCUGCCACUGCCACAGUCUCUCUCUUUGUGAUGGAUGAAAAUGACAAUGCUCCCACAGUCACCCUCCCCAGGAACAUUUCCUACACUUUGCUGCCACCUUCAAGUAAUGUCAGGACAGUAGUAGCUACAGUGUUGGCAACAGACAGCGAUGAUGGCAUCAAUGCUGACCUUAACUACAGCAUCGUGGGAGGGAAUCCCUUCAAGCUGUUUGAGAUUGAUUCCACCAGUGGUGUGGUUUCCUUAGUGGGGAAACUCACCCACAAGCAUUACGGCUUGCACAGGUUGGUGGUGCAAGUGAAUGACAGUGGGCAGCCAUCCCAGUCCACCACCACUCUGGUGCAUGUGUUUGUCAAUGAGAGUGUUUCUAAUGCAACUGUGAUUGACUCCCAGAUAAUCAGAAGUUUGCACACACCCCUCACCCAGGACAUAGCUGGUGACCCGAGCUAUGAAAUUAGCAAGCAGAGACUCAGUAUUGUCAUUGGCGUGGUUGCUGGUAUUAUGACAGUGAUUCUGAUCAUCCUCAUUGUAGUAAUGGCCAGGUACUGCAGGUCCAAAAACAAAAAUGGCUACGAGGCUGGCAAAAAAGAUCACGAAGACUUCUUUACACCCCAGCAGCAUGAUAAGUCCAAAAAGCCGAAAAAGGACAAAAAAAACAAGAAAUCCAAGCAGCCCCUCUACAGCAGCAUCGUCACUGUAGAAGCUUCGAAACCAAAUGGACAGAGAUAUGAUAGUGUCAAUGAGAAGCUGUCAGACAGCCCUACCAUGGGGCGAUACCGAUCUGUUAAUGGUGGGCCUGGCAGUCCUGACCUGGCAAGGCAUUACAAAUCUAGUUCCCCACUGCCUACUGUCCAGCUUCACCCCCAGUCACCAACUGCAGGAAAGAAACAUCAGGCCGUACAAGAUCUACCACCAGCCAACACAUUUGUGGGAGCAGGAGACAACAUUUCAAUUGGCUCAGAUCACUGCUCUGAGUACAGCUGUCAAACCAAUAACAAGUACAGCAAACAGGUGGAUACAGUGCAGAUCACGACCCCCUCUGGCCACCUUGAGGAAUCGUGUAAAAUGAAUCCAUUUCGUAGAGUGACGUUUUCUGUUGUGAGUCAGCCUCAGGACCCACAUCAGGGGUCACUGCAGAGUUGCUAUGACAGCGGGCUGGAGGAGUCAGAAACACCAAGCAGUAAGAGUUCAUCAGGGCCAAGACUGGGUGCCCUUCCACUCCCAGAGGACAACUAUGAAAGGACCACGCCGGAUGGCAGUGUUGGUGAGGCAGAGCAUAUGGAAAAUGAUUCAAGGCCUCUUCCAGAUGUAGCCCUGACCGGCAAGUGCACCCGCGAGUGUGACGAAUACGGCCACUCGGACUCCUGCUGGAUGCCCGUGCGCACUUCUCCGGAGCGGAAGAAAAGCCAGCCCAAACUCUCCACUUUCAUGCCCGUCGAUGAACGAGGAAGUCAGGAAAGGCUGGCCAAUGGCGAGGCCGCCCUCAUGGGGGACCGCAACAGAAACCUCCUCAACAAAAAGCUGACCUCGUCCUAUGACACCUUCAGUGCGCCUAGUUUUAGUCAAAGUGAGGAAGCCAACCCUGAGGAUAUUCCCCUGACCAAAACGGGGGAAUACAAGCCAUCUCCCGUCAAUACGCUCACUAGAAGAGAAGUUUACCUGUAGGCUAUGAAGGAGCAACGGCAAAAUUCUUUUCAUGUAUGAGAAGGAGAAUAAGGAAGGGGGGAACCUUACCAAGCAAACCCGGUUCAUCAAAAAGAGGGGGCUACCAAAGAGACAAAGCUUUGCCUGCCACUUCUGCCUCCAGAUCAGGCCUUUAGUGAUACUGUGAGCCUGGUUCUAAUGUACACUGUAGAAUCCGUCCUUGGGAUUGCAUGUCUGAACCCCUCGCUGAUUCCCAACACUCACUCUUCCUUUGCCCCCUUGCUCCCUUCAAAAAUAGGAGGGGAAA
This is a messenger RNA of Echinops telfairi (small Madagascar hedgehog), 3298 nucleotides long. It is a transcript of the gene PCDH7, whose product is annotated as protocadherin 7. Gene Ontology annotation, cellular component: plasma membrane. Lineage: Eukaryota; Metazoa; Chordata; Mammalia; Afrosoricida; Tenrecidae. Gene Ontology annotation, molecular function: calcium ion binding. The transcript has 4 exons. The record is from RefSeq and is a predicted model, not a curated record. Gene Ontology annotation, biological process: homophilic cell-cell adhesion. Bases 340 to 3012 code for a protein of 890 amino acids.